AUGCCCCAAUCCUGGUUCACUUUGAGAUUGGAAGCUACGAAUCGACAGCUAGGGGUCGCAUUGAGCAACGUCUUGAUGCUUCGACACCAUAUGUCGAUUUCCCGCGACCGCCCCCCCGUUGGAAGCUAUGUAUCGAGUGCUAGGGAAGGCGCAGGAUGCUCCGACGCCAUAUAUCGCUUUCCCGCGACCCACCCUGUGGAUUCAUUAGACCUUGAAGCUACGCUGUCCCUUCGACGUCGGAAGAACGUGUCAUUUUCGAAGCGGGUCAGCAUGCAGAUGUGCGGGGAUGUAUGGAGGACGCAUCAUACAACAUCAGUCGUGUAUCGGUAG
Molecule: messenger RNA, 330 nt
Organism: Psilocybe cubensis
Lineage: Eukaryota; Fungi; Basidiomycota; Agaricomycetes; Agaricales; Agrocybaceae
Exons: 5
Coding region: 1-330 (109 amino acids)
Source: RefSeq, a predicted model, not a curated record